Messenger RNA from Colletotrichum orchidophilum, 183 nucleotides. RefSeq lists its product as uncharacterized. Bases 1 to 183 code for a protein of 60 amino acids. Lineage: Eukaryota; Fungi; Ascomycota; Sordariomycetes; Glomerellales; Glomerellaceae. The transcript has a single exon. The record is from RefSeq and is a predicted model, not a curated record.
AUGAGCCAGAACGGGCAGAAGCCAGUCAAGCGUGGCCCCCGUCGGUCCAGUCAUUCUGGUUUGCCCUUGCACGCCACCUCAGAUCCAGGGGGAUUCGGGAAUGGACCAUGUUGCCCUUCCCAGCUAGAGCCCUGCAGCACCCAGUCAGCCAGUCCAGGCCGCCCCCCCAAAGAGAACCCAUAG